AUGGCAGUGAGUCGCAGAACUCGAGCUCCCAAGCCUUCCUCACGCCCUCCAUUUGAAGAAGAGGACACGUUCGAUCACGAUGAUACGUGCUGCAAGGAAUGCGAAUCUGGGGAGUCUCCGGAGGAGAUGCUUCUCUGCGACAAAUGUGACAUAGGGUAUCACCUGUUUUGCCUUAGACCCAUUCUCGUUUCCGUGCCAAAAGGAUCUUGGUUUUGCCCUGAUUGCGCAAAGAAUAAGAAACCCAAGUCUUUCCCUCUUGUGCAAACAAAAAUCGUUGAUUUCUUUCGGAUUCAAAGGUCCUUAGAUUCCAUUCCACAACCAAGUCAAGAGAACCAGAGAAAAAGAAAGCGGGGAGUUAGGUUGGUGGUAACCAAGAAGAAGAGGAAAUUGUUGCCAUUCAAUCCGUGUGAGGAUCCUAACAGAAGGUUGCAACAAAUGGCAUCACUAGCAACUGCAUUGACAGCGUCAGGAGCAGACUUCAGUAAUGAGCUAACUUACAGACCUGGUAUGGCACCGAGAUCAGCGAAUCAUCCAGCUCUUGAGAAGAAUGGAAUGCAGGCUUUGCCAAAGGAUGACUUAGACACCUUAAAUUUGUGCAAAAACAUGAUGGAGAGAGGGGAAUGUCCACCAUUGAUGGUUGUCUUUGAUCCACUGGAAGGGUUUACAGUAGAGGCAGACAGAUUUAUCAAGGAUUUGACAAUAAUAACGGAAUAUGUUGGAGAUGUUGAUUACUUGAGGAAUCGCGAACAUGACUAUGAUGGGGACAGCAUGAUGACGCUCCUUACAGCUGCUAAUCCUUUGCAAAGCCUUGUUAUUUGUCCUGAAAAGCGUAGUAACAUUGCUCGGUUCAUUAAUGGCAUCAACAAUCACACUCCGGAAGGAAAGAAGAAGCAAAACCUAAAAUGUGUGAGAUACAAUGUAGAUGGGGAGUGCCGGGUGUUGCUGAUUGCUAACAGAAAUAUAGGGACGGGGGAGAGAUUAUACUAUGACUACAAUGGAUAUGAACAUGAAUAUCCGACUGAGCACUUUGUGUAAAGGCUCAAAGUGCAAGGUAAAGUCAGUGUGUCAUCCCAAAACACAAAAUGAUGAAGACAUGCAGUUGGUAACUAACAAGCUAAUCAUACAAAUGUGAUUACUUUAUCUUUGUUAUGAUAUUAUCAUUAUGGACCUGGUCCUGGUCCUGGUGUAGGUUGGGCUGUUGAAAUUCCGAAGGCCUCUUGAUUUGGAUCACCCAUUUCUUGUUCA
This is a messenger RNA of Tripterygium wilfordii, 1245 nucleotides long. Its product is annotated as histone-lysine N-methyltransferase ATXR6. The record is from RefSeq and is a predicted model, not a curated record. Gene Ontology annotation, molecular function: protein binding. Bases 1 to 1035 code for a protein of 344 amino acids. The transcript is spliced from 6 exons. NCBI's taxonomy places the organism in Eukaryota, Viridiplantae, Streptophyta, Magnoliopsida, Celastrales, Celastraceae.